AGGUCCACGUCAUAACUAUCCGGUAUUGUUCAGAUUAUAAAAGGACCACAUAGACUUGCUCGCCUGCAAAGCGCGUUGAUUUUCCGGUUGGCGCCGAACGCUGACACACGAACUAUUUCUGUCUUGAUUAUACCGUUUCUUGUACGCCUUGCAGUCGGUGGCUUCUAUUCUGCCUCUAUUCCUUUGGCAAAUGACGAGGUUGUUGUAAAUAUUUAUAAAGAGACAGAGAAACCAUGAUCUUCCUGACACUAGCGUUUCUACCGUUUAUAAUAGACUUUGCUGCUGCGGGUAGUGCUGGAAUCAUUACGAUUCCUCCGGAAAAUUAUGACGUUACUUGGCAAAGUUUAUUGAAUUUUUUAAAUACCAGCCAAUUCGUUUGGCUGAAGCAAAGAAGUAGACCGAGCACUGGAAAUAUUGAGUGUGUGCGAUGGAGCAAGACGUACCUUAAUAACACUGAUUACUUCUACGAAAAAUGGUACCGCGAAGGUCCUGCAAGGAAAACAUUACGUGGACAACAUGCGAAGCUGAUGAACCAUACCAAUAAACCUGCAAUGAUCUUGAACACUCCAAAAAAAGAUGGUCAAGGCCAACUGUACAUUAUGUACUAUUGGGAUUACAAUGAACACUGCGCCUUGUUUAGGACCCCAGUCACCGGGACCGAGAAUCACAAAUGGACACAGUAUGUCUGGAACAGUCGCGUUGGAAAUUCGCCUGUAUGUGACAAUGCCUUCGAGAAAGUUGAAUAUAGCAGUUACUGGAUUUACAAAAGUGACUGCUUAUCAAAGCGGUAGACGUUUCUGUCAGUCUAUGUGAGUGUUCAUUUCAACGCAUGAAAGAAAUAAACCAGAUUCGGUGGAUAAUGCUGCGAAAUCUACUGAAAUCAAUACUGAGUAGAAUAAAUGUAGAAGAAGGUCUUCAAAUCGAGACUCCCAC
Messenger RNA from Rhipicephalus sanguineus (brown dog tick), 933 nucleotides. RefSeq lists its product as uncharacterized. Lineage: Eukaryota; Metazoa; Arthropoda; Arachnida; Ixodida; Ixodidae. The record is from RefSeq and is a predicted model, not a curated record. The coding region runs from base 234 to 791 and encodes 185 amino acids. Gene Ontology annotation, molecular function: amine binding. The transcript is spliced from 7 exons. Gene Ontology annotation, biological process: symbiont-mediated perturbation of host defenses.